Molecule: messenger RNA, 14991 nt
Organism: Paramuricea clavata
Lineage: Eukaryota; Metazoa; Cnidaria; Anthozoa; Malacalcyonacea; Plexauridae
Source: the annotation of a GenBank genome assembly
AUGGAGAAAAUACGUGAAGAUUUCCCGCGACUGUACUUCUUAAGUGACGACGAGGUUCUUGACGUGUUAAUCACCUCUAAUGACCCACGAAAAUUAAUGCCCGUUGUAAGAAAAUGUUUUCACGGCAUCCAGUCUAUCACAUUUAGUUUUCCAGAUGAAGGAGCAAAACCUAACACUGCAUUAGACGCUGCUUUAAAUGGUGUGUACCAGCUUAUGUCUUUGUAUUGAUCCGCUGUGUAAAAUAUUUCUCAUCAAUAACAUCUUGCGUGCCUUUCUUAAAACCCAGGUCAGGAGGCAGCAUGACAGUUGAUGAGAGUUGAGAAGCGAGAGUUUGUACCCCAGUCAAACGAGAACAAGAGUUACGUGAGAGUUGAUGAUUGUUGACUAGACAUUACCAGUCAAACAAGCAAAAACUCUCAACUCUUAUCAAGUUGCUCAACGUUUAUGAGAGGUGACGAAAUGGGUAUGAGGGUUGAGGCGAAUUGACGAUCGAGCGCAAAGUUGGAACUCUUAUCUUAGUUGCAACUCUCGAGAAUGGGGGUUUAACCCACCUUAAAACACUCGCUAGUUAUUCAUAUGCUUUUUGUCAAAUCAUGUCAACCUUAACAUGUCACGAGAAGUGGCUUUAUCCUGAUAAAACUAAUUUUUCUUUGUAUAAAGCUCAUCCUAAUUAAUAUUCUUCAUAUAAAGAAUACUAAUGAGACGGCAUCUAUUUUGGUGGUGUUUUACAUGCAUGUAAAUAAUUUAAAGCGGUCUAAUGUAGACGUGUUUUCUGAUAAAACACUUUUUAAAAGAAUGCUCACGGAGUCACGGGCUUUAAAUAGUGGAAGCAUUUCGCAAAAAUAAGAGUGUGCAGGUGGUAGACACAUUUUGGCUCUGGUUGACAAACAACAGCCUUUUCGCUCUCAGUAGUUUAUUUCUGAAAAUAAUUUUUGUGUUUACUGGUUAUUUGGAAAUAUUUUUUACCUAAUUUAUUCACCUCGUAGUGAUAUCUAAGCGAGCUACGUGUAAUGUUAACAAACUUAAUUAAUUUAAUUAUCUUCUUUUAGCUCACCUUCUUCAAGUGACUGGUAUUGAAGGUGAAUUUGGAGAAACAAUGGCCAUAAGCGAAGCAAUUCCAGCUGGGAUGGACUCACAAACAUGGUUAAAAGCUUUAGAGAAAUCGAUGAAAACGACCCUAAUGAUGAACUUCACAAAGUGCCUCAUCAACACGUGGUCAAGAACUGAAGAUGACACAGUCGUGAGUGACUUUGUUGAGAAAGGUGAGUGGUUACAAAUUAUGAAGGUUGCGUUUAUACGUAUAUGUUUUGAACAUGUUCUUUUGGUUGCCCAAUUCAUCCGGUCCUGGUGCGUAGGAAAGGGUAGGAUAAAACUUUAUUUGACUACGCUGGCCACUUCAACCGAAGCUGCUUUUCAAGUGGGGCGUAGAUUAUUUAUAAAAUGUUACAAAAUAUAUAAAAUACAAAAUCUUUAAAGAUGCGGUACAGUCCAUAUGUAAACAAAGGCUUUGUUUACAUUUCGGUAUCCAAAAUAUUGAAUUUUAAUCGACAACUAUUUAUAUUUUCACGAUUCUAGAGUAUAAUAAAUUAAGAAGAGACAACAAUCAAGCUUUGCAAGAACAUAAAAUGAAAUAAAAACCUAAAUAAAAGUUUUAUAACUCUUAUAGAUAAUUGAUGCAAAUUUGUCGACAUGUACUAUUUCUUUGUAGUAUGUUGACAUAACACUAAUAAACCGUUUUAUGAUUUCCAAACUUCUUGGUAUCCAAAGUUCUUGAAGUUUUUUUCAGAAAGUCAUUAUGCAAUGUGACUUUUUGGUUUCCCUUGGUACCCAUAAGUUCUUCUUCGUUUUCCUUGGCUCUCGUUGGUUCUACUUGGUUCUUGUUUCUACUUGGUUUUGAUGGUUCUACUUGGUUUUGAUGGUUCCCCUUGGUUUGUCUUCGUCCUCUUUGGUUCUACUUGGUUUUCGUUAGUUCUACAUACUUAGUUCUGCUUGUUUCGCUUUGGUUUUCCUUGGUAUACCCCUUGGUUCUUGUUCGUUCCGCCUCUUUCAACUUGAUUCUCAUUUGUUCUACUUCGUUCUACUUGGAUCUGCUUGAUUCUUCUUCGUUCUCGUUAGCUCUACUUGGUUGUCCUUGGUUCUGCUUGGUUCUUCUUCGUUCUUUUUUGUUCUCCUUAUUUCAGCCUGGUUCUCCACGAUUCUCCUUAGUUCUGCUUGGUUCUCCUUGGCUCUACUUGGUUCCACUUGGUUUGGUUUCGUUUUCUUGGUUCUGCUAGGUGCUACUUAGUUUUCCUUUGUUUCCCGUGGUUCUCUUUCAGUUUCCUUGGUUCUUCUUGGUACUACUUCAAAAAGAAUAGAACAGAAUAGAAAAGUGUUUUUUAUUUGUUGUAUAUUUUCGUACUCUUGUGACAAGGCAACUACAAUUGAUCCCGUUUUUUCUUGUUUAAAUGCUUUAAUUAUUCUAUAUUCCUAUACUUUUUUCUUGAUUUAAAACUCGUGUUGUUGCAGUUCAGUUUUUGUGCGAAUGUGUCUUUUGCCUAGAAAUAGAAGCAGUGUCGAAGUGGUCAACAAUACUUGCAGUCCUGUUGUUUUGUUAUGGCCAUGAAAGUACUUGCCAAAAUUCAACGCGUCCAAAACUCAGCGAAAUAUAAGAACACAAACUUCUCAAUCAAAACAAUAUUCAGCUACAAAUAUUGAAGAAUAUAGGGGAACAAAAUAGGAUAGUUUUUGUGGUGCAUACUCUCAUAUUGUUUUCAAAACAAGCAUAAAUUUGUGACGUUCUAGAGAGGACGUGAAAACACCCCGAAUGCCUUCCUAAACAUAACGUGAACGACGCCCUAGACUAAACCGGAAGUGAAAUCCCACAUGCCACGCCAUUUUCACGUCGACGUCUUGCUAAGUAGUCUAAAGGCCCGUUUACACUUGCAAUUUCUAGUGCGAUUUUCUUCUUCUGAUGCAUAUGAACGAGUAAAUGAGUAACGAAUGUUCUGAGUAUGUGUACUGUCAUAUGAACAUUCAUAACUCAUCUACUCGUUCACAUUCAUCAAAAGAAGAAAAUCGUAUCAAAAAUCGCAGCAAAAAUUGCAAGUAAUGAUACUUGGAAGACUCCGCAUUCAUGCUGUUUUGUUUGGCGCAUGCACUUUCACGUUGUAAUAUUUAAUAUUUAUUUUAGGUCAACUUGAGGAGAGUGCUGUUGCAGAUGAGAUUCGAGAUGCAGGCACCACAGCUGCAGCAGAUCAGAAAGAAGAGAUUCCGUUUCUUCUCCAAUAUCCAUCUCAAUGUAUACGUUGUGUUGAAGCUGUUGUUUGGUCCAAUAAAGUAUCUCAUGCUCUUGUGUGCGAAGACCAGAGUGACCUGAAAGCUUUAUGGUUUGUUUUAUUUACUAUUCCUAACACAAUGACCUCAAUAUUAACAGAAAUUCCUCUUAAGGCAACGCCGCGGUCAAAGAUCCGCUUAUCGUCAGCAGGCUUGUAUUCGAAAGACUGGAAAUAGUGGAAAUAGUGGAAAUAGUAUUGUUAUGAAACUCUAGAAAAAAGUGUAAAUAUAAAAUUCCUGAACUUGUUGUAUAUCUUAGCUGUUUCCUUAUAGUAAGUCCAUCUAUAUUUACCCCUAUUAUUUCAGCAGACAUUUCCCCCACCAUUUUCGUAGUGCGCCUCUGGCAGUCAUUGUAUGACUAUUAGAGACCUUACGAUUUUAUGACGGCAACGCGACGGCCAAACAAACUCCUUCAAAUAAAUGGUAGUCAAGAUAAUUCGUCGUAUAUUAUCAAUCGUAUGAAUUUAAUACAGUCUUAGAAGUUGAAGACAUGGGUUUUAUGGUUGCGAAAAGUUCUGCUGAACUCAGUUUGAAGUUGCACUUAUUGCUGCUUGAAAUACAGCCGUUGUUGAUAGACGCGAAAAUAUGUGAUUUGGCGUUGUAAACGGAGCGAGGACAAUGUUCAUAUAUUGUAAUUACUCAAUUCUUUUCAAUGAUCUAUUGUAUUAGUAGCCGUUGCCGUCGCGUUGCCGUCCUUAAAUCGUAUAAGGUCUCUAAUAUCUGAUCAUGGAGCAGAGCUGUGGUGAGAGGGUCAGUUAUAGCAGCUAAUCGGACCCACCACCCUGACAACAUUCUCUGUGGGAGGAAACCGGAAUACCUGGAGCGUUGACUCUUCCCGUAAUUGUACUGUAUUUCUUGUCCCAGCAAGGCGGGAUCCCGGCAACUGAUGCCGGGUUCAUAUUUGCACACAUGCUGUAUCACGAGCGGGAUAUCGGCAACUACUGACUCGUCUUUCCUAGGCGGAAUCAUUAAUAGACGGCCCAUGCAGAUAAUCCUAGACCUGCAUUGCUACUCAAUAUCAAUUACUGUAGUGCUCAUUAUUAUCAAUGAAUUUGUAUGUUUAUCAAUUUAGCAUGUUUACCUCUCGCCAAGUAGAAGAUUAUGGAAAAGUUCUAAGUGUGAAGAACUCAAGAAAUCUAAAAACAGUUGCUCGUCUUCGUCCCGUUCUGCAGUCUUUGUUGGUCUGUGCACUCCAUCAGAGAGAUGUUGUAGAAAGUAUGUUUAAAAUCUUUUCAUUCUACUGUAACUCUUUCUCGUUCAAUGAUUUUUAUACGCAAAGAUAGAACCUCUCUGCGUUGGUAAAUGUAAAAUACUCAUUAACAAGUUACCGUGACGUAUCUGCCCGAUACAGACCAAAACGUGUUCGAAAGUAUUUUCAACUUCUCCAAAGUUGCAAUCUUUCUCCAAAAUUUAAAGAAAUUUAAAAAAAACUAAAUGUUGAAUUUGCUUUUUUAAACAAAAUUCUGUAAUAUAGUUCGCGCAAACGUCAUUUUUCUAUCAAGUCAAAAUUUCACUACAAAAGAUUAUUUAAUUUUACAAAUCUCAAAUGAAUAUAAAAUUUACAAAUCUCAAAUGAAUAUAAGAACUAGCCUCCUUCGCAGGCCUCUCUAUGCUCUGUAUGGGUUUUAGCCUGCGAAUGCACCCGAUUCCUCGGGUGAGAUGCCUGCGGAGGAGGCUAUAUAAGAACAUAGUUGGGUGUCUGAAACUAUUCAAGUGUUUCAAGGUCUCAAGUGAAUAUUAACAUGGUUAGGCUGUCCGAAUAUUGGACUACUUUAUAAUUCAAGUGUUACAAUGCCUCAAAUGAAUAUUGACAUCAUAGGGAUGUCCGAAUUUCAGACUAUGUUAUUAUUAGUUGUCAAGGUUGCUCGAUUCCUUAAUUUAAAACCAGUUAAGUUGAUCCACAUGCAGAUUGAUCUGUUUCAUAGAUGUAGUGUCUAUACCUAUGAUACGUACGUGUGCUUUGGGGUUCAGAUAUUACAUUCCUGCGGCAAGCAUGAACAUCAUAUUGAAAAAAGUAAAAAUUGCUUUAUUUAAACGGCCAUGCAGGUGUAGUAGUGUCGUUGCACGACUGCAUAAAAUCAACAAUUCAAAAUUAUGGGAUAAUAUCACAAAACAAUUGCAAUAGAUACUCAAAAUGGUUAUCCAUCAUGGACAACAACAGACGUUAAGUUCACAACUGUACUGAAGCACUAGCUAGCUUGUUUGAUAAAUUCACGAUUUCUACUUCUACCAGCACUUGUGGUGUGGUGGUCACCGCGCUUGCCUUUCAUGCUUGUAGACCCAGGUUCACUCCCUAGUCGGACCUCUACUCAAGGUCUUAAAACAAUGGACCUUUAACCUUAUAACUAAAAUUUUGAUCUAGACAAAAAUUUCAUCACAGCUUGAAAGAGCAUCACAAAAUUAGUAAUAUUCCAAAGUUUCGUUACGAUAUGGGAACACCCAAUUUGGGUAUCAAUUUCCCGUUUGUAAUCUAAAAUGACUGAAAAUUGCAAACUUCGCAAGGCUAUAUUAUCCGCAUUUUUACAACAUUUCGCAACGAAACUUCGGAAUAUUACUAUUUUUGUGAUGCUCUUUCAAGCUGUGAUGAAAUUUUUGUCUAGAUCAACAUUUUAGUUAUAAGGUUAAGGGUCCAUUGAGGAGAAAGUGCUAUCUUUACAGUGACAUCAGUAAAUGGUUACUCUUUCGCGUCUUCUUGGUUAAUUAAGGGCGUCAAAAUCGUAGGUACCUCAGAUCCCCUAAAAAUUACAUGGGCAAUAGUCUGUUGGUAAAUCCGCUCACCUAUGAGUGAGAAACUCAAUAAAAAAGAGAAAAAAAGACCAUAGUAAGGUCUACAGAUAUGACCACAAUAAGGGAAUAAGACCAGACAUCUGCUAUAGAAACCUCGGUUUUUUGCAUGUGACAUUGCACCCCUUUUUAUGAAGUAGUUUCAAUAUUUUUAAGAAAUGACUAACUUCUUUGUCUUUAAAUUCCAGGACUUUUGGCAUGCAACGCUGCUUGUUCACAUUGUUUUGAGUGGCAGAGCUGUCUUCAACAUAAAGCGUCCUUAAAACAAGUGUUUGACACAAGAUAUUGCACUGGAUUGCCUGGAACAUAUAAUACUGAGUCUUCACAAGGUAACGUGCCUACCUGAUGAUUAAUAUGUUGAAUUUGUUUAGAAGGAUAUGGGAUUUCAAUGUUACACUCGGUUUUUAUUCUUGACAACAUAAUUUAUGUCCAUCCUGUUUGAUGUUAUUCACAAUGGGCGAGCUCUCCCAUGGCUGUUCUAACUGAAACCCAGCAUCCACUAUAUUCCUUUCCCAAAUUGCACUUAAGAUCCUGAAGUGUUGGUGAUGGUGAGAUGUGUGUGAUGGUGUGGUGUUGGCGAUGGUGAGGUGUGGGCGAUGGUGAGGUGUGGGCAAUGGUGAGGUGUGGGCGAUGGUGAGGUGUCGGGGAUGGUGAGGUGUGGCUGAUAGCGAGGCGUGGGUGAUGGCGAGGUGUUGGUGAUGAUGAGGUGUUGGUGAUGGUGAGGUGUUGGCGAUGAUGAUGUGUUGGCGAUGAUGAUGUGUUGGCGAUGAUGAGGUGUUGGUGAUGAUGAGGUGAGGUGAGAUGAUGGUGUUGGUGAUGAUGAUGUGUUGGCGAUGAUGAGGUGCUGAUGAUGAUGAGGUGCUGGUGAUGAUGAGGUGUUGGCGAUGAUGAGGUGUUGGUGCUGGUAAUGGCGAGGUGUUGGUGAGGUGGUGGUGUGGUGAUGGUGAUGGUGUUGGUGAUGGUAAUGGUGAUGGUAAUGGUGUUGGUGAUGGCGAGGUAUUGAUGGCGGUGAGGUGAUGGCGAGGUGAUGGUGAUGGCGAGGUGUUGGUGAGGUGUUGGUUUUCGUGAUGGUGUGUAAACAACAACAUCAAACUGGUGUUGUAAAUUCGUUAAUAUAUCAUAUGCUAUUGUAUAUAUGAACAUGGCCUAAAUCCUCUUUUAUUAGAUACAAUAUCUCUGGACAUGAAAUAUGAAUUUGAAGGUUACGAUGUCGCCAUCCUUGGUUCUAGGUUCCCGUACGAGUUUGAAUACCUCAGCGAGCGUGCAUCUUUAUUUGUAUCUCCGCUGACAGAAAGAUGUUUCUUGGCUCUGGCUUUGGCCCUGGAUCAAUACUCAUGUGGGACCUUGAUUGGAUUUAAUGGAUCUGGCAAGACUGAAACAAUCAGGGAACUAGCAAAGGUAGAGUCAUUCACUGGUUUAUCUAUUGUGAUGUUUUACUGGGGCUUCAGGGUUUGGAACACAAGGUUUCAAUUUUGACAAAUAUAUAAUUAGUAUUAUAAUUGUAGAACCAUUUAAUAUUUUUAUAUAAAGAAUAGUGUGUUCAAAUUAACAAUGCGGUCAUCUGAUCCUGCCCACGUCUAUUUAUGGUGUUGAGAUCUCAAUAAGUGUGUAAUCUGCGUUGUUAUUUGAAUGCAAUGCUAAAUUUUUCUAGGAAAUUAAAAUAACCAGUAAGCGGGAUGCCUCUCAAGCAGGAUCAUAUCUUUAUAAUCAGCAUGAUAGAAACAUCUCGAACGGUCUGUGCCAGUGUAGGUAACGACGAUGACAAGACAGAUUGAGGAGAUACAACUACCUGAAAAAUAUAGGCAGAACUUCGGCGUUUCGAUUCUUUUUUGCUGAUGUUCCUCUAAGUGUCAUUAUCUGAAGCCAAAGGUUGCGGGUUCGAUUCCCACCGCGAUCAAGCAAUUUUUGAGUUUGUCCUGUUUGCCGAGUAACAUCAGCCAAAAAUUAAACACCUUAUUUCAACACCACAAUCAUCAGAUGUUCAUCUUGAUGCAAUGUUGUUUACUCAAAAAUUUCUUCGGUUCUGGAAAUUAAUAUUUUUAACGUUAUAUGACAUAUAUGUCGAAAAUACUUUUUUUGUAUUGUAGUUGAUGGGCAGACAUCUUGUGUUCUAUAACUGUUCUCAAUCGAUGGCCAGCUCAGUUAUAAAAAGAAUGUUAACUGGAAUGAUUCUUAGUGGUACUUGGGUGUGUUUCGAAGAUGCUCAUAAACUAUCUCAGUUAAUGUUAUCUAUACUUGGUGAUUACUUGGGGAGUGUCAGGCAGGCGUAUCAAUGCUUGAUGAUGAACAGAAAUAAUCAGUACCUAGUCAGAGGUCAGAGCAAAGAAAACCAUGGUGAAAAUGCUACGAAGGUGAGUUUUACAAUAGUUUUGAGUCGCUAUAUAUGUGUAGUAACUAAAAUCGUCUUGAAAAGAGCUGUCUGUCAAGAGCAGCGCAACCUAGUUAAAAGUUACACUCUUGUUCAAAUAUCAUUCAGCAAAUCAAGUAAUAAAAUGGUAGAUAUAGACCUGUCUGUGAAUAAUGCAAAGGAAUUGUUUCUCCACUUAGUUUUAGUUACGAAAACUUGCAAUGAAAUAUGCAUCUUUUUAGGUUUUCGACUAUUUCCUUCGGUUUAUUAAUUUCAAUUGUUUUCGUAUGAAAUAUCUUAAUCCUUUCUUAAGACCAUAACAGACUGUACAGUUUUUGCAUGGGAUGUUGGUUUUUUUUUAUUCCAGGGCAUCAGAAACUUUAAGCCUUACCGGUCGAUGGUUGAGAAAUAAAAUUUGUAUCUUUUGUUUUUACGUUUCAGGAACCAUCUAAUAAAGAACGAAGCAACAGUGUCACAACACUUGACUCCUUAACUCAGCAGGAAUCGGUUUCAAACACAUUUAAGAAUGAAGCUCGUGAAAACUCAGUAAGUGCGUUCUAUCCUAAUUGUUUUCAUGUAGUGUUGAUGCUUAAAGUGCCUAUGACACGAAAUUUCACCCCAAAUGUUUAUGAUUGCAUUGUAAAGAACACUUAAAAUGACUUCAUAAUUUCUUUUAUAGAAUUUUUGUAACUUGCUUCCUUUGCAAGAAUUCAACUUUGUUUCAUAUGCAAAUAUCACCGGUGUGACAUCACAUCGCAUAAUGACAUUUUGAAAAUGUAAUAUUUUACCUUGAUAAAAUAUUUUUACAAACAAAUACAGAGGGUUAAUUAGCAGUUAUGAAAUUAAUACAUAUACAAAAGCAAUUUUUAAGUUUUUUUAGAUACGUAUUCGUCAACAAAACUAUACUUUUCUGAAAACUCAUUAUGUGAUGUGAUGUCGCACCGGUGAUAUUUGCAUAUGAAACAAAGUUGAAUAUCUUGAAAAGGGAGCAAGUUACCAAAAUUCUAUAAAAGAAAUUAUUAAGUCAUUUUAAGUGAUCUUUACAAUGCACCAAUAAACCUUUGGGGUGAAAUUUCGUGUCAUAGGCACUUUAAAUAACUGAAUCCGAAAAUUGAAUUUGCACAAUCAACAAAUCGUGUCCUGAAAGCUGACUUGCACUCAGUUAAGUUAUAUAUGCGGGUGACUGGAAGCCUCAGUGAAGUUUCCAACCGCAGAAAAAAAUAAUAUUUAGUGUAGUCAACGUAGGACAUUAGAACAGCUGUGUUUUUUCCAAUUGAGAUCUUAGUCGCCAAAAAUUAUUUCUCAAAAAUUAUUUCUUAUGUUGAUUGUUGAACACUCGAUCAUCUUAUAUGAUUUUAUGAAAAAUGUUUUCUUUGUAUAGGUAAAAAAAUCCACAACAAUUUCCCGACGGUUUUCUAUCUGUGAGAGCAGAAAUAUUGACGUGAGAACUUACUAUGGAGACACGCAACCAUUGCCAGUUUCAAUCCCAGUUACAGAAAUUGAACCGAACAGCGACUGUCAGGCUAUUUCGGAUAAAGAAGAGGAUACAAUUUUGAUUAAACAACCAAGUGAUCAUUCACUGGGAAGUAUUGUAUUUAAUGGUUCCUUACUGAAGACCCAUUCUAUGGCUGCAUGUUUUAUGACAGUUACACCAGAUAAUGAUGGCUACCUUAAUGUGCCCGAAAAUCUUAAGGUAUUUAAAAUUAGCAAUCGCUUGAGAGCUUUUAAACUAAGCUUGUAAUCAUACUGUACGUGUGUUAACAUAAACGCCGAUUGCUUAAAAGCAAUCGCCGUUUAUGUUAACACACGUGCAGUGUGAUUCAUUAGCAAGAUAUCAACAGUGUUUGUUUGAAGACAAGAAUCCUAAUCAAUCACUUUUACGUUCGUGAUUUUAAGCACGAUUCGUUGUUGCUGUCUUUCAUGGGUGGAAUUCCUUAUUGGACAAGAAUUAUUAUAUAGACAACUACCGGAUAUAAGCUAUAUUCUGCAAUCCGAUUGGCUCUCUACUAGCAGGGUAUUACCUCAGACCCUGCUAGUAGAGAAUAUUAUAGCCAUAGAGGAACUCCCAGCAAUUGUUUCCAGGUUAGCAAGUAAAUUUUUAAUAUUUAAACUGGUUAAAAAAUAUAUUUUUGAAAAAAAUUAUGCCGAAAGAGCGAAGAUAAAAACAUGAAGAGAAUAUAAUUUUUUGGAAAAAUUUAAAAGCAAAAACACUUUAUAGAAGCCAACAAGCACUAGCUUAUUUUGUCUAAAAAUCUCUUAAAUAUGUAGGAAUUUCAAGUUUAGCAAUGUUCGAAGUACCCAUUUGAUAAUGACGAACAUGUGGAUUGCGGAUUGGUAAACUAACUGUCAAAAUAUUACCAUACGGUAAAACCCCGCAUAUAAGAACCUAGAAUUUAAGAACCUAGAAUUUAAGAACCUGUUAGGAUAAAAAAUUCAUUUAGAAAUAAGUAAGAAACUGUUUAAGCUAGAAUUUCAAAGCAGUUCUUAUUUUAUCAAAUAGAGUCAAAAUUAAAAAUUUAUAAAUCAAAGAAAAUAAGCUCUUCACAAAGUAAUGGAAAUGACACAAGAACCCAGGAUCUUCGCUCGAAACGUCGAAAUUCGCCUUAUAUUUUUCAGGUAGUUCCUGCCAACGAAAGCUUGUUAAUACGUUUGGCUGGCAAUGGGGGAGGUUGUUGUCCGAAAAAAAAAUUUUCCGGAAAAUUUUUUGAAAUAGGGGCCCCUAAAAAAAAUUUCCCCAGGGCCCCCGCCAAGCUCUCGGCGGCCCUGUCUGUAAGCAAUGUUUUCCAGCAUCAUGGAUUGUUAGAUAAUUUGUGCAUAAUUUUUAAAAAUUAUAUACCACACUUACGAAAAAGAGUCGCUUUUUUCUUAAGAAAAUAUUAAGAACCUAUUUAAGAACCUGUUUAGCCCAAUCUCCUGGUCAGCACCAUGUACAUAAGAACCUGUUUAUGCUUACUUGGAAAAAUCUUGGUUCUUACAGUAUAUGCGAGGUUUUACUGUACUGAAGAGUCUGUAAAUGCAGUGAUAGUUGUCUAUAUAAUAAAACAGUUAUUCUACUCACUUUCGUCGUAUGUGACUGAUAGCUAUUAGCUCAUAUACGACUCGAGUUCGAAGAAGAACUGUUAAUUAUUCAGAGCACGGUCAAUGUUAUCUGGCAAGACAGAAAAUUGAAUCGGAUAGCUUUGAUCGAAGUUUGAAUAGUAAUACAUAAAUGAUAAAGAUAAACGGUAAGAUCCUUUAAAACUGCUGUCGAUACGAACCCUCAGCACUUUAUACUGUACAAACCUUUCAGGCAUCCUUGCGAACUGUUUCUAUGAUGAAGCCAAGUGUGAAUAAACUGCUUGAGGUGUUGCUGCUAUGUAAUGGGUUUAGUGAUGUUAAAAAUCUGGCAGAAAAGAUCAUGUUUUUCACUCAAGUUAUUUAUGACGAGGUAUGAUGAAUAAUAGUAAAGUACCCAACUAAUAAUUUUCUGAUAUCGAUUUCCCCUUGUCAUGAGUUGUAACCAAAAACACUUCUGCCAGUGAAGUGCACGUGGGGCAAGAAUUUAAAAAUAGUAGAGCCAAAGAUGGCUUCCAGUUGAUGAAUGUCUCAAGUCUCUCCAUGCAGUUUCUCUACAAUAAAGGCAAUUAGAAGUCCAGUGCUGAAGAUGAGUCCGACGUCCAGUAUCUAUUUUGUCUGUACCUAAGAUAGACCCGGUCCCUUCUUCAGCGGAUUCGUGUCUUUCUGCUACCAACAUCUUCACCAAGGGCCUUGACCCGAAACUUCAAAGUGUUUUGAUCCAAUCAUUUUUGGUAGUUACAACAUAAACUAACACCAAGUUAUUGUAGGAUACUAUACUGUCCUACCACCUUGGAUAUAAUUUUAUUAAAAAAUUACUUCUUACCUCUCGAAGAUUACGCCAUUAUAUUUAUUAGGAUAUUUUUCCUCAAACAUAAAGCCAUGUAAUUUGAAUGGUAAUAUCCCACAGAAUUCACUCUGCCAAGAUAUCUGCAAGAAAUGAAUGAGAAUGAACCAUGUUUACAGUUUUUAUUAUACAGUAGCAUGGCUCUUGUCAGCAUUUGUGUUGCAAGUUGCCGCAAAAUUGCCUCUAUAGCGUUGUCUUGAGUAUCUGUUUUUUCCAUCCCUUUACAGUUACCAUCUGUGCACCAAAUUGGACCAAACGUUUUAAAGGCUGCCAUUGUCAUGGCUGGAAAUAAAUUAGAACGUGAUGAAAAUCUUACUGAACCCUCUAAGGAUGAAGCGGUUCAACAAAAGGAAGAAAUUCCUGAUCAACCCAGUCAGGAUGAAAUGAGAAGUACGUUCAUUAUUAAGACAUGUCAGCCGUCGAUAAAGUUCGAUUUUAUUUCACUUGUCCAGGGCGCCGAGAUCGGGUGCUUAAGAUUGCUUAACAGAGAAAAAGAAUCCUAGCUCCGUUAAGCCUGUUCUCCAAUAGAGAAUUUCUUUAAAAUUGUUAAAAUUGAAAAGAAUUUAUUAAAAAUGUAAUUAGUUCCAGUCGAAAGCUUAUAAGACAAAAGAUUCGCGCGACAAAUUUCGCUGGUGGAAAAUCGGCUUUAGUGCCGGGUACUAUCGAAUAAAUUAAGGACAAUUGAAAAUUUCGAAACCAUACCAUACCAUGCGUACCGUACCAUGCAUACCAUACCCAUACCCAUACCAUGAAACUCAUUAAUAAUUCAUGAAGAAAACGCAAAAGAAAUCAUGACCGUGAAGGAGUUAUCUGAUAAAAAAUCAAUGACAUGCUUAACUACCUAAACUUUAAGUUCAAUUUUCUCACCACAUAUCAUUAAUUUAUGAAACAUUUUUGAAGAAUACGAAUGUUCUCAUCAAGACGUUUCACAGGCCAUUUACAGCAUUCGCGUCCGUGUUGUAUCGGGUAUAGAAACUCUCGCCUUCGACUCGAGUUUGUAUAUCGAUACAACACGGCCGCUCAUAUUGUAAAUAGUACAUACCAUACCAUACCAUACCAUACCAUACCAUACCAUACCAUACCAUACCUUCUCAAAUUCAUUAAUAAUUCAUGAGCACUUCAGCCAAUGAUAAUCACCUAUUUGAUCACAAGAUGCCAUUUGGAUAACCCAGUGAAACUUGAUGAAAGUCACUAGUGUUUUCAUCAAAUAUCUUAAUUACGCAUGCAAAAUUACUUGAAUAGAAUUCCUAAUUACGUUAUGCUUGGUUAAGAAUUCUAUUCAAAUCAGCAAACGAAAAACAUUCUGUUACGUCUCGAUUCAUUUAUCACAACUCGAGCUCGUGUCUCACCGGGAUAUCCAAACACGAAAUCCCCGUGAAACACUUGCUGUCGUUGUUCAUAUAUUACAUACCAUACUAUACCAUACUAUACCAUACCAUACCAUACCAUACCAUACCAUCUUGUGUUUGUGUUGCUGAGUGUUAUCUAACUGUUAUUUUCUCUAUUAAAGGCAUCGCAUCAUCCGUCUCACUUCUCGAGGAAUUCGAAAAUCGAACUAAGGAGGAAAGUGCUAUAGUGUAUGGUCUGUUCAGUGUGCUAUGCCCGAAGCUUGAUGACGAAAGCAAGACAUUAGUGUGUGGAAAGAUCGAUGCAAUAUUUACUCACACUGUCCUAACAUCUGCUACUCAAACAGAUGCUGAAUGUGUGGCUGAAGCAGUGAGGGAACAACUUGGUGCAGAAUCUAUGCAACCAAACAUGGAUCUUGUUUCUAAGGCAAGUUAGUUUGUAUAAAACCACAAUUCAAGGUUGUAUUAUCAGUAACUGGCGUUGGCAUACAGUUGCUAUAUCGCACCAUAUCAUGCAUGCCAUACAAAGUGCUGCACUGGAAUCUCAGGACCGCAUAUUGAAUUCUGUCGAAUGGCGUAUAGUUGCAUUUUUGAUUAGGUCUUAAAUGAUGUAGUCCAACAAAUUUUUUAACAUGCAAUACCGUCCUCCGAAACCCCCAUUCCAUCAUUUUAUACCAUGUUAUAAGUACUAUUUAAAACACGAGUAGGAGUGUUUUAUCAGAUAUAAAACGCGAGGUCAUAUAAGUUUGAUCAGCCAGCGAAACGCGAGAUCAUAUAAGUUUGAUCAGCCAUGUUUCUCGAUUUUUUUACUCAUUUUUAAAGCGUGCACCACAUUCAAACGUUUGUAUCUCACGUAAUAUUACAUGAUAUUUUUAGGGCUGUAUAUCAAAAUCAAAGUUAGCCUUUCCUCAAUACAAUAAAACUUAUUUGAGUGUAAUAGCUUUUAUAGUUUUUACCUUACAUAAAAUCAAACCACGCAAGUUUUUUGGGGGACACCCGGUAUAUAUCAUACCAUACGUGCCACGCCAUUUCAUGUCACAACAUAGCUGAAUGCGUUUUCUUGCACAUUUUAGGUGAUCCAGUUGUAUCAGGUGUUACAAAUCAAUCAUGCCGUCAUUAUAUUAGGUUUAUCUGGCACUGGCAAGACCACAAUCUACAAGACAUUAUGCAAAGCAAUUAACAGUCUCAACACUCAAUUUGCCUCCCGUGUUUCAGAAAAAGAAAGUAGAGCGAUGGAAAAAACAAAAUAUCCGAAAGUUAAUCUCACCGUUCUGUUUCCUCGAGCAAUGAGUGAAAGUGAG